AUGGAACUAACAGUGGUCAGUCGUCAAUGUCCACUGCGUUUAUUUCACCUUAAGAGUGGGAUGCGUAAAAAGGAUAUUGUAUCAUUAGUAAACCAACAUUUGUCAAUCGAAAUUCUGGAAAAAAGAAAAAGGAGUGAAUGGAGUCAUGACAAAGAUGGGCAAGAAUUGCAUCAAAUAUUGGAAUUCCUGAAACAAUCGAUAUCCGGUGAGCUACCGGAGCUACCGGAUUCGAUCAAACUUAGCUGUAAGAAAGAAGCGGUAUUUGUCACAAUGAUAAUAAAGAAAACAUUUGAUGGAAGAGACGAAAGAAUUCGUCAAACAUCUGAAAAUGAUUGGAAUAAAAAGGACACAAAUGAGCAAAUAUAA
This is a messenger RNA of Loa loa (African eye worm), 366 nucleotides long. RefSeq lists its product as hypothetical. The transcript has 3 exons. Bases 1 to 366 code for a protein of 121 amino acids. The record is from RefSeq and is a predicted model, not a curated record. NCBI's taxonomy places the organism in Eukaryota, Metazoa, Nematoda, Chromadorea, Rhabditida, Onchocercidae.